Messenger RNA from Talaromyces rugulosus, 2040 nucleotides. RefSeq lists its product as uncharacterized. The record is from RefSeq and is a predicted model, not a curated record. The coding region runs from base 1 to 2040 and encodes 679 amino acids. The transcript has 4 exons. Gene Ontology annotation, molecular function: DNA-binding transcription factor activity, RNA polymerase II-specific; zinc ion binding; DNA binding. Gene Ontology annotation, biological process: DNA-templated transcription; regulation of DNA-templated transcription. Lineage: Eukaryota; Fungi; Ascomycota; Eurotiomycetes; Eurotiales; Trichocomaceae.
AUGGACGACUCGACGCCGAAUAAUCCAGACAGCAAAACCCCGCAGAAGAAUGCCUGUGCGAGCUGUGCUCGGCGUAAGAUCAAAUGCGAUCGCCAAGACCCUUGUUCCAAUUGCGUCAAGUCAAGCAUAUCAUGCGAUUUCUCUCUUCGUGUGACUCCCGUGAGAAGCCGCAAAAGACCUGCAGAUGAGAGUGUACAUGCCCGUCUUCAUCGCUAUGAAGAAUUGCUUCAGAAAAACAACAUCGACUUUGACUCUUCGGAGGACUGGAUUCAUACCACUGUUAAGCAGCAAGAUGAUUCUUCAUAUACCCUUCAGACGACAUCAAAUAGCACCUCGACUGUUCUAAAACACACAAAUGCACAACAGAACUGGUGGGCUGAGUUAAGCGAAGAGCUGAAAAAUCCCACAGAGCAGCUCCCGCCGCCCCGGACUCAUGAGGAUCCACCGUCGGUAGAAUCUUCUGUACCUACUUCCCCUGAAACUGCGGCUUUGCUUUUCGGGAUGCAGAGAGGCUCUAGAUAUGCAAAAUCCCAUCCGCUCCCUGCCAUGAUUUUCAAAUUCUGGCAAUUCUUUGUCGACUACGUCAACCCGCUCAUCAAAGUCAUCCACCCCCCCACAAUGCAGCGAGAGAUUUUGAAGGCCAUGGACAAUUUGGAAGAAGUUGACAAACCUCUCGAAGCACUUUUGUUUUCCAUAUAUACCAUUGUAAUCGCGUCCGUAUCAACCACAGACUGUUUGUCUAUGUUUGCGUGCGAAAGAGCCCCUCUUCUAGCUCAAUUUCGAACCGCGACUCAGCAAGCUCUCGUCGAUGCAGACUUUCUCCGUACCACGGAUUUUCAAGUCUUGCAAGCUCUUCUUCUUUUUAUGCUGUGUGACCCUAACUCCGAGGAAAGCUUCAUUUUAUCCACAGUUAGUGUGAGAUUGGCCGAACGACUCGGUGUUCUUGGGAAAGACAACCCGGAGCUGUCUUUUUUCGAAAAUGAAAUGCGCAAUAGAGUAUGGUGGCAAAUAGUUUUCCUGGACGCCCGCGCUGCAAUGGCCAGGCCUAACAUUUCCGUCAAUGUAACGGCUGCUGAAAUGGACACGGUUAGGCUUCCUUAUAACGUGAACGAUUCGGAACUAUAUCCCGAAAUGUCCGAGCCUCCUCUAGAAAAUGGAAGGAUCACUGAUAUGGUUUGCUGUAUCAUGAAAUUCGAUGCCCAUCGCCUCAUGCGGCAAUCUAAGGUUUUUCCAGCCCACAUACGAAGAUGGGUAGACUUCCAAAUGCCUCUUUCUGAGAAAGAUAAGUUGACCAAUAUGGUCGAAAAGUUAUACCAGGAGAAGUAUGUACAACAUUGCGAUCCUAAAAUUCCUCUCCACAACCUGGCUCUACAUUUGGCCAAAGCGGCCAUUUCUCGAAUGAUAUUUCGUGCCCAUCAUCCUCGAAAUAAUCCAGAACACUCGGCUCCACAAGAAAGUGAACUAGUAUUUCUUCACAGCGUUCGUUUGAUAGAAUACGAUAACUGCAUACGGCAUACUAAAUUCGCUCAACAGCUGCUUAGGCAUCUCAUCGCCAAGACGCAGCUUGAUGCACUGAUCUGCGUCUUGACCGGAUUGCAGCGGCGAACGGUAGGAGAGUUGGUGGAAAAUGCAUGGAAGCAGAUCGACAUAUUCUAUCGUGAUCACAUAUCACUUGUGGAUGACACCGAAAAUACGUUGUACAAGGCAAUGGGGGAUUUAGCUCUCAAAGCGUGGCAAACACGAGCAUCUUCUGCACUCUCGCAGACAAGGCCUGACUUCAUAUCGAGACUAUUGCAUAAAAGGAGCAACCGACAUGCUAUCACAACAGAACCUCACAACACAUCUGCAGAUUUCUCAGGGGCUCCAUCAUUUCAAAAAGACCAACACCAUACCGCGUCUGCGUCUCUUGUUGCUACUCCGACUGUAGGAAUUCCGUUGGAUACCCCUGAAGCGGACUGGACCUUUUGGGAUGGUCUACUGGCCGACCCCGAGUUUGGUAGUUAUGGACAAGAGAUGUUAGGCUAUAACAUUGGACCUUGA